GUGGGUAGCUCCGAGUAACACAAAUGAGGCACUGGAAAGUGGCUCAUGACGCAUCCUCAAAAAUGGCGGCUUGACAAUGACAUAAGUCAAUCGUGUUGCCCGUGAAUAACAUUGAAUUCUAGCUUCUUCAGUGUUUAUGGUGUUUAUGUUUUGUCCUGCCACUGAUCAGUGAUUGGGAAAUGGGAGUAAUUAUUAUUAUUUGUAAUGUUUUUUAAUAGUUUGGGUGCUUGUUAAGUUUUAUUAUAGAAUUUUAUAUUGAUCAUACUUGUUACUGCACUAGCCAAGUAAAAUGCAUUUUUCUAUCCCGGAUACACAGGAAUUAAACGAAGGAAAUGGGUCAACAUAUAUCGUAUGUUUAUUUGUUAUGUAUUGAUAACAAAUUGAACUAUCCAAUUAAUUAUUUUGUAGGGCUAUAACAUCCACAUAAAUGGUGUUUUCCACUGUACAGUGCGAUAUAAGCAGCUACAUAACUUACACGAACAACUGAAAAAAGAAUUCGGAAAUGAUUCAGUUCCUUUCUUUCCCCCUAAAAAAUUAUUGCCCCUGUCCAGUUCACAGUUAGAGGAAAGAAGAGCAUUAUUAGAAAAAUAUAUACAGACAAUUGGCCAAGAUUCAAAAUUGGUGACAUCAGAGCUAGUAGUCGGAUUUUUACUCUCAGCACAGCAGGAGACAACAUGUGAGAAGAAGCAAGAUGUAAAUCUAGAUGUAUAUACAAUGAACAAUUAUCAAAUUCCUUUAUGGGUAUCCUCAUUUGAUAGAACUGAACAAGUGCUCACUAAAGUUUUCAAAUACAUUAACUUGCCAUUGGAAUAUCUACAAUAUUUCGCUCUCUAUCUGGUUAAAAAGGAUAAUAGUGGGGAUAUCAUUGUAUUGAGGAAAUUACUGGACUUUGAGUCUCCAUAUAUGGCUCACAAAACACUCAAGGAUUCUAAUAAAGUAGUUUUAAGGAAAAGUUAUUGGGACACAGGCUAUGACUUUGAACUUAUGACAGACCCUGUAGCAUUGAACUUACUCUAUGUGCAAACAGUGACCGAAAUAGAAAAGGGAUGGAUACUAGCCACAAAAGAAACUAAAGCACAUCUGACAACGUAUCAAGUUAGUUUGGCUAAAAGAGAAUAUAUUGAAUUAGCUCAAAAACUGAAAUACUAUGGUUUCAUCCAGUUCAUACCAUGUUACUGUGAUUAUCCCAAAGCACAAACAAAGGUUUUGAUCGCCAUAGGGGACCAAGAGUUGAACAUGAGGGUGUUAGCACCUGGCCAGUUUGUUAAAGAAGGAAGUUUCAAAGUUACUAGGAUGAGGUGUUGGAGAAUUACAGCAACUCAUAACAAGCAAGAAACAGCGAUAAAUAGCCAAUCAAACAGUAACUCCAGCCUGGAGCUGUCAUUCGAGUAUUUAAUGUCAAAAGAUAAGCUACAAUGGGUUACAAUAACUAGCGAUCAAGCAAUUUUGAUGUCAGUAUGUUUGCAGUCACUGGUAGAUGAAUUGCUGAUGAAAAAGAAUGGCGUGAAGAAAAAAUAUUGCCCCGUAAUCAAAGGCAGCUGGUCGUAUAUGAAACGCGAUGGUUCUAGCCAUCUCAUAUCUGUAGAUGACGUGAAUCUCAACGAACAGAUUGCUGAUAUUCCAGAGUCAGGGAGUCAGGAAUCAUUCACAAUAAAGAAGCUCCAAGAGAAAUUUUCUAGUGUGUCAUUUAAAAAUGGUAGAGAAUUUAUUGAGAAUCAUGCAUUUGAAUGUAUAGGUGACGAUGAUUUGUAGUUGAUGUUUUAAUACUGAACUGUUUUUAACUCUAUAAACAUUUAUCCUUACUUAUAUAAAUAAUAAGUAAACUGGUCAAUUUUAUUUUAUCGUGUAAAUAUAUUAACAAUCGGCAGUUAUCAUUAAAAUUAGAGGAAACACCUCUACUGUCCAUUUAAAUGUGCCAAAAUCUAGAUUUGUAAGAUAUUUUACUAAAUGGUCGUUUAUGGUACAUAAUCACAUUUUAUAUGCAAUUCCAAUAUACAAAUUGGAUGAUUGUAUAGAUUUUUUUAAAUUCCGUGACAUUUUUUCGUUUUUAAUAGUACCUGACGUUUAUGUGUAUUAAAAAAUAAUGUUGGAAAACAUUUCUAAUUUGUAAUACUCCAGUUAUAGAACAUUUUAUACAUUAUACAUGAAAUGCGUUUUGCAUAUUGAUAUAUUCUUGAAAUUUUAUACUUAUGGUG
Molecule: messenger RNA, 2195 nt
Organism: Acanthoscelides obtectus
Lineage: Eukaryota; Metazoa; Arthropoda; Insecta; Coleoptera; Chrysomelidae
Source: the annotation of a GenBank genome assembly